This is a messenger RNA of Oncorhynchus masou masou (cherry salmon), 3436 nucleotides long. RefSeq names its product serine/threonine-protein phosphatase 4 regulatory subunit 3-like. The coding region runs from base 321 to 2738 and encodes 805 amino acids. Gene Ontology annotation, biological process: protein dephosphorylation; DNA damage response. Gene Ontology annotation, cellular component: nucleoplasm; protein phosphatase 4 complex. Gene Ontology annotation, molecular function: protein phosphatase activator activity. The record is from RefSeq and is a predicted model, not a curated record. Lineage: Eukaryota; Metazoa; Chordata; Actinopteri; Salmoniformes; Salmonidae. The transcript has 16 exons.
UUGACGUAGGGAAGAAAAAGACAAGAUCGGAUUACAAGAUGGCGGUCUCUGGAUGAGAGUGAAGAGGCCGUCGUAGUUGUUGUGUUUUCAACGGUGAAUUGUACAGUUAGUUAGCUAGCUAUCCGGCAUUCUGCGGGGAAAAUAAUAAUCAUCGUAAUAUGCUGGUGAAUUAGCUUUGCGUUUUAGCACAUUAUUGCAAAACAUGCGGGUGGAAACAAAGUUUGAAGUUCGGGGAUAAGAAAAUAGCUAGGCAACUAUUUGAAAUAGUGAACCAGUGGCUUGCUAACGUUAGAUUGUUAGCUUUUCCGCUCAAGGUAACCAUGUCGGAUACUCGGCGGCGUGUGAAAGUAUAUACGCUGAAUGAAGACCGACAGUGGGAUGAUAGGGGCACAGGACAUGUCUCGUCUACCUUUGUCGAACGACUGAAGGGAAUAUCAUUAUUAGUUCGGGCCGAAUCCGACGGCUCACUUCUUCUGGAGUCUAAAAUCAGCCCAAAUACUGCAUAUCAGAAACAACAAGACACCCUGAUUGUGUGGUCGGAAGCAGAGAACUAUGAUCUGGCCCUGAGUUUUCAGGAAAAAGCUGGCUGCGAUGAAAUCUGGGAAAAGAUAUGUCAGGUGCAAGGGAAAGACCCUGCGCUGGAGAUCACCCAGGACCCCAUCGAUGAGUCUGAGGAGGAGCGCUUCGAGGAGAUGCCAGAGACCAGCCACCUGGUGGAGCUGCCUCCAUGCGAGCUGGCCCGGCUGGAGGAGAUCGCUGACCUUGUGACCUCUGUCCUGUCCUCGCCCAUCCGCCGGGAGAAGCUGGCCCUGGCCCUUAUGAGCGAAGGCUAUAUGAAGAAGCUGCUGCAGCUCUUCCAGGUGUGCGAGGACCUCGAAAACCGGGAGGGCCUACACCACCUGUAUGAGAUUGUACGUGGAGUGUUGUUCCUCAACAAGGCGGCUCUAUUUGAGGUCAUGUUCUCGGACGACUGUAUCAUGGAUGUGGUUGGCUGUCUGGAGUUUGAUCCGUCGCUGGUGCAACCUAAAAAGCACCGGGAGUUCCUCACCAAGACGGCCAAGUUCAAGGAGGUAAUCCCCAUCACGGACUCAGAGCUGCGGCAAAAGAUCCACCAGACGUACCGGGUGCAGUACAUCCAGGACAUCAUCCUGCCCACACCUUCUGUCUUCGAGGAGAACUUCCUUUCCACCCUCACAUCCUUUAUUUUCUUCAACAAGGUGGAGAUAGUCAGCAUGCUGCAGGAGGAUGAGAAGUUCCUAACUGAAGUCUUUGCACAGCUAACGGAUGAAGCGACAGAAGACGGUAAAAGGCGGGAACUAGUGAACUUUUUCAAAGAAUUUUGUGCUUUUUCACAAACCUUGCAACCGCAAAAUAGAGAUGCUUUCUUCAAGACUCUGGCGAAUCUAGGCAUUCUUCCUGCUCUUGAAAUAGUCAUGGGUAUGGACGAUUUGCAGGUGAGGGCUGCAGCCACAGAUAUCUUCUCCUAUCUGGUGGAGUUCAGUCCCUCCAUGGUCCGGGAGUUUGUUAUGCAGGAGCCACAGCAGACUGAUGAUGAUGUGCUGCUGAUCAACGUGGUGAUAAAGCAGAUGAUCUGUGACUCGGACCCUGAGUUGGGGGGUGCUGUGCAGCUUAUGGGGCUUCUACGCACAUUGAUCGACCCAGAGAACAUGCUGGCCCCCACCAAUAAAACAGAGAAGACUGAGUUCCUCAGCUUCUUCUACAAGUACUGCAUGCAGGUCCUCACAGUCCCUCUAUUGGCCAGCACUGUAGAUGAGAAGAACUGUAAAGAUCUGCAAGAGGGGUCCACCAAGAUCAACCCAGUGUGUCCUGAUAAUUUCCAGACAGCCCAACUCCUGGCUUUGAUACUGGAGCUGCUGACGUUCUGUGUAGAGCACCACACGUACCACAUAAAGACCUACAUUAUGAACAAGGACCUGCUGCGACGAGUUUUGGUGCUAAUGAACUCUAAACACACCUUCCUUGCGCUGUGUGCUCUGCGUUUCAUGAGGAGGAUAAUUGGGCAGAAGGAUGAGUACUACAACCGCUACAUUGUCAAAGGGAACCUGUUUGAGCCAGUCAUCAACACUCUGCUGGAUAAUGGAACUAGAUACAACCUCCUAAACUCAGCCAUCAUUGAACUCUUUGAGUUCAUCAAAGUGGAGGAUAUCAAGUCCCUCAUAGCACACAUUAUAGACAACUACUACAAAGCACUUGAAUCCAUUGAAUACGUCCAGACUUUUAAGGGCUUGAAGGGCAGAUAUGAGCAGGAGAAGGACCGACAGACUCUGAGACUCAACAGAUAUCGUAGGGAUGCCCGAACGCUGGACGAGGACGAGGAUGAGGAAAUGUGGUUCAAUGAAGAUGGAGAGGCUAUUGAGAAAAGCAGGCCUGAGGAAGAGUUCCCAGAGAGCUUUGGAAAGUAUAUGGAAGCAAAAAAAGUUAAAGAGAGUGACAACAAAGAGAACUUCCCAAAGCGGACCCCAACUGGCAGCUUUAAGUUUACCUUCUCUCAUUCUGCAGGGGCUGCCAACGGAACCAACGGUGCCAAUUGCAAGCCAGCCACCUCUCCCACCUCCGCCGCCAGUCCCAACGGCUCCCCCGCCAAGUCGGCAACGCCACCUGCCACCCCGGUAGUCAAGACUGCGAUGGUCGGCCUUGUAGACUACCCUGACGAUGAAGACGAGGAGGACGAAGAUGAAGAGCAGUCCCCACGGAAACGGCCCCGUCUAGGCUCAUAAGCCAGUGAAGUCCACUGGUCUUGGUCCGCUGUGCCACUGUCACAGUCCACUGGACAGAGACCACUCCCGCCGUCCUACCCUCCCAGCCUGCUCCUACGCCCCCCUACCUGGCCUGUGGACCAGAGAGGUUGAUCAGUGCCAAGGUUUCCCUGAUGCUCCGGCAGGGACGCAGCACUUCACGCAAACCUCAGCCGCUCUACAAAAGGGGGGGCAGGGGCUAAUGGGAGAGCCAGUCAUGCUAGCAGGACUAGCCGCUUAGUAAUGGAAGCUUGAUUGGCUGACCCCAUAGAACUGUUAAUUUGGGUUGGGUGGAGAGAACUAGGCAAAAUGAGGGUUAACAGAAAAAACUAACCAACAGAAAACAAAGUUGCUUAGUUCCGAGGAGCAGGACUCAACCGUCGAAGCUGGGGCUGCAUUGCCGAGGCUCACACACACCUACAUCAGCCAGGAGUCCUGUAUUCAUGAGUUUAUUAAAAGUACUGUACAGUUAUUUUUCUUUUUAAUAAUUUGCCCCUUAAGUGAUUUUAAAAGGGUUGAGCUAUACCUGCCAGUGUAUUGCUUUUGCACAAAUGGUGGGAUCACUGUUCACCCUUUUAAUUCAAUUAUAUGAUUCAUUGUAUAAAGCAAGAGUUGCAAUGCUGGUUUUAAAAUAACAUGUAUUAAACGGCAGUAAAGUCAUUUUUGCAGCCCACUGAGAA